CAGGGGAGCAGACCGAACGAAACCCCCAAAAGCCAAAAGACGGAACUAUUUUUUAGCUUUAAUUCAAGUAAUUGAGAUGGGGGACAAUCUGAUGGACAAAGUCAGCGCCUUUGGUGAGAGGUUGAAGAUCAGCGGGGCAGAGGUGGGUCGGAAGAUGUCAAGUGGAAUGAGCUCAAUGAGCUUCAAGAUGAAAGAAUUAUUCCAAGGCCAGAGCCAAGAAGAUAAACUUGUCGGAGAGGCCACUGCAGAGACUUUAGAUGCACCCAACUGGUCUACCAACCUUGAGAUUUGUGACCUGCUCAAUUCGGAAAAGAUUAACAGUGUUGAAUUCAUCCGGGCAAUUAAGAGCCGAAUUAUGUUGAAGGACUCUCAGGUCCAAUAUCUUGCUCUGGUCCUUCUUGAGACUUGUGUGAAGAAUUGCGAGAAGGCCUUUGCAGAGGUUGCUUCCGAGAGGGUCCUCGAUGAGAUGGUUAAACUGAUUGAUGAUCCCCAGACUGUAGUGAAUAAUCGGAAUAAGGCUCUUGUUCUUAUUGAAGCAUGGGGAGAGUCCGGAAAUGAACUUCGAUAUCUGCCGGUUUAUGAAGAAACCUACAAGAGUUUGAAGUCUAGAGGUGUUCGAUUUCCCGGACGGGAUGAUGAGAGUUUAGCUCCAAUCUUCACACCACCCAGGUCUGUUUCUGAGGUAGAGGCAAAUUUUGAUGGUUCUCAGUUCCUGCAAGGUCCUUCUGAUGUUAUGCUGGAUAGUUUCUCUGCUGAAAAUAUCAAGGAAGCAUUUGAUGUGGCACGGAAUAGCAUCGAGCUUCUCUCAACAGUCUUGUCGUCAUCUCCACAGCAGGAAGCAUCACAGGAUGACUUGACAACAACGCUUGUCCAACAAUGCCACCAAAGUCAGCUCACAAUACAAAGAAUUAUACAGGCAGCUGGUGACGAUGAGGCUGUGCUCUUCGAAGCCUUGAAUGUAAAUGACGAGCUCCAAAAGGCCCUAUCAAAGUAUGAACAGUUCAAGAAGCCUCCUGUUGUGCAGUCUGAACCAGAGCCUGCGAUGAUACCUGUUGCUGUUGAGCCUGAGGACUCUCCAAGGAUCAGCAGAGAAGAAGCCCUUGUCAGAAAGCCGGCAGGAUCUCGAGCUAAGUCUGGGGGAGACGAUGACAUGAUGAAUGAUCUUGAUGAAAUGAUAUUCGGUAAUAAGCAAGGAAAUACAUCAAAUGACCGGCAGCAAAAUAAGCAAGAUGAUAAAAAUGAUUUGCUCACAUUUUAAUGGUGUAAUCAAUCAUACAGUACCAGAUUCAACAUGAAGGUAGAUUACAUCUUUUUCUCUUUCCUUGUUAUGUGUUCUUGACAUUUAAAGAUAUAACCUGGGCAAGAGUUUCUAGAGAAUUUAUGCAUGUUUAA
This is a messenger RNA of Dioscorea cayenensis subsp. rotundata (Guinea yam), 1392 nucleotides long. Its product is annotated as TOM1-like protein 1. Lineage: Eukaryota; Viridiplantae; Streptophyta; Magnoliopsida; Dioscoreales; Dioscoreaceae. The transcript has 4 exons. The coding region runs from base 77 to 1258 and encodes 393 amino acids. Gene Ontology annotation, biological process: protein transport to vacuole involved in ubiquitin-dependent protein catabolic process via the multivesicular body sorting pathway. Gene Ontology annotation, molecular function: phosphatidylinositol binding; ubiquitin binding. The record is from RefSeq and is a predicted model, not a curated record.